This is a messenger RNA of Poecile atricapillus (Black-capped chickadee), 4420 nucleotides long. It is a transcript of the gene SHB, whose product is annotated as SH2 domain containing adaptor protein B. Lineage: Eukaryota; Metazoa; Chordata; Aves; Passeriformes; Paridae. The record is from RefSeq and is a predicted model, not a curated record. Gene Ontology annotation, molecular function: phosphotyrosine residue binding. The transcript has 6 exons. Bases 315 to 1709 code for a protein of 464 amino acids.
CUGAGGUCAGGCUGGGCUGCGCUGCCAGCGCGGAGCAGCGGGGCUGAGGUCGCGGCAGACCCGGAGCCGCGGGGGCGGGCGCGGAGCUACGGCGAGCGCCUGGCUCGGGCCGGGAGCGGCUCCCUCCCGCCGGGAAGCCGGAGGGCUCGGCGGGGCCCUUCCAGCCGCUGGCAGCGGGAGAGCGGCGAGUGCGCGGAGCGGGGCGCCCGGCCCGCCCCGCCGCCCCGCUCCUCCAUGCGGGCGGCGAGCGGGGCUGGGGCGCGGGGCGCCGGGGGCAGCACGCAGCGGUGCUGAGGCCGCCACCGGGAGAGACGAUGGCCAAAUGGCUGAACAAGUACUUCAGCCUGGGCAAUAGCAAGACCAAGAGCCCUCCGCAGCCCCCGCGGCCCGACUACCGGGAGAAGCGCAACGGUGCCGGCAGCGCGCCCCGCCCCGAGGGGCCGCCGCACCUCCACCUCCACCACCACACCUCGCCCGGCUUUUCGCGGCGCCGUCUGCGCGACGACACCAGCGACCUGCUCCGCGCCUAUCGCGCCCAAAAGGACCGCGACUUCGAGGACCCCUACAGCGGGCCCGGCUCGUCCCUGCGCAAGCUGCGCGCCAUGUGCCGCCCGGACUACUCGGCGCCCGAGGACCUGGGCGAGGCAGCCCUCAAGGCUUCCUCCUCCUCCUCCUCCUCGUCGUGCUGCGCCACGCCUCCCACCGCCGGCUCCCCGCACCUCUUCCGCAGCCACAGCGAGCGCCGCCCGGCGACGCCACCCGAGGUGAAGUACAUCUCCCCCAAGCACCGGCUGAUCAAGGUGGAGAGCGGCGGUGGAGGCAGCGACGGCGCGGGCAAGAAGCUCAACAAGGGCUCCAAGCAGCCGACGGCUGCUGCCCCCUCUGCCAUGAAAGAUAAAGUAUUGAUAGCUGAUGACUACUCAGAUCCGUUUGAUGCCAAAAGUGAGUUGAACAGAAUGGGCAGAGGGGAGAACACUGGCUAUAUGGAACCAUACGAAGCCCAGAGAAUAAUGGCUGAGUUUCAACAGCAGGAAGGCAUGAAGUCCCAUCAGAAAAACAUGCAGCUCUACGACACACCCUAUGAACCAGAAGGCAGUGGCGUGGAAUCUGAUUCUGAAAGUGUGGUGAGUCGCCGUUUACGAGAAAGCAAAUUGCCACAGGAUGAUGACAGGCCUGCAGAUGAGUACGAUCAGCCGUGGGAGUGGAACAAAGUCACCAUCCCAGCUUUGGCAGCCCAGUUUAAUGGAAGUGGGAAACGGCAAGCAUCUCCUUCUUCCUCAAGUGACCAGCACAGGCAAUUAAGAGCACCUGGAGGAGGAUUUAAACCCAUCAAACAUGGCAGUCCAGAAUUUUGUGGGAUCCUGGGAGAGAGAAUAGAUCCAACUAUUCAGCUGGAAAAGCAGAUAUGGUAUCAUGGAGCAAUCAGUCGGACAGAUGCAGAAAACCUGUUACGUUUAUGUAAGGAGUGUAGCUACCUUGUAAGAAAUAGUCAAACAAGCAAGCAUGACUAUUCUCUUUCACUGAAGAGCAGUCAAGGUUUUAUGCAUAUGAAGCUGACGAAAACCAAAGAGAAAUACAUCCUGGGUCAGAACAGCCCUCCCUUCGACAGUGUUCCUGAAGUCAUCCACUACUACACUACAAAAAAGCUGCCUAUCAAAGGAGCAGAACACUUGUCCUUGCUCUACCCUGUGGCUGUACGGACUCUCUAAUAACCUAGUCUCACCCCUUCCUGUGGAUGGGCGGUGAGAAAUUCUGGGUUGCACAGAAUUCAGAGCUUGAGUCUAUGAUGGAGAGAGGCAGCCUUUAGUCUUGUGAAUGUGGGCUCUCUGCAGAGUUGUCUAUGGGACUGUGUGUGUGAUACACUUGUGCUGCAGCAUGCCUCUAGAACUAUAUUGCUGCCUAAGAAAAAGAAUACUUAUUUUAGUGCAGGGAGAGCAGAUAACCUUCCCAGACCUUCCAUGUGAAUGAAAGUGCUUCCCAACAAAAGUUCUUCCUUUGAGAAGAAUCAACAAGUUCUUCUCAGCAUUAAAAAAACAACUUUUAUUCUCUUGCUACCCUGAGAAACUUCUCCAUGAGAAAGAGUAACCUUACUCUGAGGGACCCUAGGGUGUUCUUGAUGGACCUGAGAAGGAGCUGCUUAGCAAGCAAGUCUCUGGCUCUGGUUGCAUAGCUUGAUGGGUUUGGGGUUUUUUUAAUGCAGUUUCUUGGGGUAGUCAAAUAUUGAACUUCUGUUAGACACACAAUCUUAAAAGAAUUUUGUGAGAGCAAAUCAUGGUCAAUUACUUAUGAAUAGGGGAUGUAAUUAAACAGUAGUUUGUUAUAUAUUUUUAUCCUUUUUGGUACAAUAAUCUCUUAAUGUUUACUGUCUUCAUUUGCAAGUCUCAUUUGUAGGUACAGGCAGCUAAUUCUGUUUGGGGCAGUUACACCAUAAUGUUUUAAGUAGUUAGGAAAAGUAAUUUUGAUAUGUGGGUUAGUAUUUAUGCAUGAGGGUGGUCAAAGGCUUUUAUAAAGCUUUAGUAGGCAAAAUCUUCACUUGCUCAUUCAUCUGGAUCAAACAGCUGUCCUAGUGAUGUAGCAGGCUAACAUGUGUAUCACACUGCCUUUCCACAAGAUGGCUUUAGCAGCUGUGAGAACUGCAGUAUGUAGCAGAGCAGAAUUUGUUUUUCUGGUCUACCAAGGCAUUCUUAAGGCACAGCCUCAUUGGCACCUACCUUCUGGCCAGUGCUCUUUUUCACCAUGAGCAGAAGCCUGCCUCCUGCUGUAUUUCAGGCAGUCAGCCAGAAGCACUGUGGAAGCUGUUCUGUAUCUUAGUCCUGCCUACUCAGUGCCCAUCCACUUGGGACAUAUUUUCUACAUGCUCUGUGUGCUCAUUCAGUGAGAUAAGUGAAAAAUUAUAAUUGUACACAAGCUGGAACUCGGGAAUCUGUAGCCUUAUAGUCCUCGUGUUGUGCCAUCUCCCACAUAUGUCUAGAAUGUUGUGCAUUGACCCAUCAGCUGGUAUAGUAGCAAACUGGUUAUAUGCAGGUUAUGUAUUUUACAGACAGCAAUAGGACUGUGAAAUUGUGUGCUAUUUAAUUCAGCUUUCUUAGCUACUACUAUUUUUUAAUGUAUGCUUAGAAAGAAGUGCAAAUCUGAAAAUUGUAAUGGAAUAACCACUUACUGCCUGUAAAAGUAGUGCUUCAUGGUAUUGUCUAAUUUGGUAAGAACCUCAAGGAUAACCCAUAUACUGUCACUGGUGCUAAAUAUUCUGUUUCCUUUUAAGCCUGCCUUAUUCUUUAUACGGCAUCCAAUGCAGAUUGAACAGAAGUUGAUCAUAUGUAUAUGAAGAGCCCAGUGUCAUUCUGUGCAGCAAUGGUAGUGGGUCAAACUAUCUGUCUCACCCAGAACUGGAAGCUGCAUUGAAAUGAAAAAUUUUCCAGUUUUCCGAGGAGGGUGGCACAAUGGAGGACAAAGAGACAACAUUCCUCUCCAAGUGAAAACAAACAUCCCCUUUUCAUGUGCUCACCUACCUGCUUUUUUUUAUUUUCCUGAAGUCUUUAUUCUCUUAACAUCACCCAACUGACAAGAGCAUACAGGCACUUUUAAGUUAUUAUAUUCUCUCACCAGAGUAGGAGUUUAUGAAGGUGGCGGAGUUCACACAGAUUAGGAAUCAGGUGACAUCUGCUCUGUCUUGGGUCUUGGCCUUUGUGGACUCAAGCAACACUAUCAUGCCUUUUGGGACAGAAAUAUGUCAUAUUUCUUCUUUUGCAUGUUGAUUCUGGCAUGAUUGCUGUUCCAUGGUCCAUUUUUCUUCUUAAAAGGGAAAAAAAAAGUAUGCUCCUACUCUGUCUAACAGCAAUUACUAGUAGAAACCAAUAGCAUCAUUAACCAAGGCCUUGUUUGGCUUCCUUAAGCACUUUGUUUUUAAUUCAUGGGGAUAACUAUUGUACCAGGCCUUUCUUGUCAUGGGUCUGAUCAAAAGUCAGAUGAAGCCAGCAAGUGCCAUUUCAUUGCUGUCUGCAAAUUUUUGGUUGGGAUCCAUUGCUUCAUACAAAUCAUGUGAAUAUGCAUCGUACAGAGGAGUAUACUGCUUAUUACAGCUUCAAGGAUCAGAUCAAGGUUCUUGGUUCAGCAAGAAGAAAUCAUCUCAGAACGUAUUGGUUGUCCAUGGGAAGGUUUUUUUAUUAUUUUUCUAAAAGACUUUUAGAAAGUAUUCAGUAAUUGCAGAAUAAAUAAACCAGGAUUUUGUUUGCACUGUAAUGUUGUCUUUGUUUAUUUAAGUGAUUGUAUGAUAUUUUUCCAUUGAAGGAAUAUUCUUCCCAGAUUUUUUAAUGUACAGUGAAAAUGCAGUGUGUUAACAGUGUGUAGAAUUGCGUAUAGGUGGAAGAUCUUGUAGUGAUCAUGCCUAUAUAGCACAUUAAAAGUUUAUUUUAAAAAAAAA